Messenger RNA from Trifolium pratense (red clover), 1940 nucleotides. Its product is annotated as oligouridylate-binding protein 1-like. The record is from RefSeq and is a predicted model, not a curated record. The transcript is spliced from 13 exons. Lineage: Eukaryota; Viridiplantae; Streptophyta; Magnoliopsida; Fabales; Fabaceae. Gene Ontology annotation, molecular function: mRNA binding. The coding region runs from base 297 to 1616 and encodes 439 amino acids.
CGAAGAAGAGUGGUCCGAACCGAUCCGUGUUGAGUUAGAGUGGGAGUGGAUGGAGAUAGAUUGAGAGGAGAGAGAGACAUUGGAAAAUGGGGAUUAAGGCGUGAGACUAUACGAGAAGAGAGGAGAGACAGAGUGCAAAUUUCUUCCAAACAAAAUCCACGAUACCAUUUCUGAACCCACCAAUCACCAACCACCACUUCAAUCUUCUCUCCCAAAUCACCAGAAAUCGAUUUAUCUCUCUCAAUCAAUCGCUGGGAGGAUUGGGAUUACGAUUAUUAGGUGAAGAAGAGAGUAAUAUGCAACAAAGAAUCAAGCUGCAACAACAACAACAAGCACUCAUGCAGCAAGCUUUGCUUCAGCAACAGCAGAUGUACCAUCACCCCGGCAUGCUCGCCGCUGCCGCUAUGACUCAGAUGGAGCCUGUACCGAGUGGAAAUCUGCCUCCUGGGUUUGAUGCUUCUGCAUGCCGUAGUGUUUAUGUAGGAAAUAUUCAUGUAAAUGUCACUGAUAAACUUCUUGCGGAAGUCUUUCAGAGUGCUGGCCCUCUUGCUGGGUGCAAGCUCAUAAGAAAAGAAAAGUCCUCUUAUGGUUUUGUGGACUACCAUGAUCGAGCAUCCGCAGCGCUUGCAAUAAUGACAUUGCAUGGAAGACAACUAUAUGGUCAAGCACUCAAGGUGAAUUGGGCAUAUGCCAAUAGCAGUAGGGAGGAUACCUCAGGGCACUUCAAUGUAUUUGUUGGUGAUUUGAGUCCAGAGGUUACAGAUGCAACUUUAUUUGCAUGCUUCUCAGUCUAUACUACUUGUUCUGAUGCCAGGGUUAUGUGGGAUCACAAAACUGGCCGCUCAAAAGGAUAUGGUUUUGUUUCUUUCCGUGAUCAUCAGGAUGCCCAAAGUGCCAUCAAUGAUAUGACGGGUAAAUGGCUGGGAAAUAGGCAAAUAAGAUGCAAUUGGGCAACUAAAGGAGCUGGUGGCAGCUCAACUGAAGAGAAAAUCAAUGACAGCCAAAAUGCUGUUGUGCUAACAAAUGGAUCUUCAGAUGGAGGUCAAGAUAAUGGCAAUGAGGAUGCUCCUGAAAACAAUCCUUCGUACACAACAGUUUAUGUUGGCAACCUUCCCCAUGAUGUAACACAAGCUGAACUCCAUUGUCAAUUCCAUGCAUUGGGGGCUGGGGUACUUGAGGAGGUCCGAAUUCAGAGGGAUAAGGGUUUUGGAUUUGUCAGAUACAAUACUCAUGAGGAAGCAGCAUUGGCCAUUCAGCUGGCUAAUGGGAGACCAGUUCGUGGGAAGACUAUGAAGUGUUCAUGGGGUAGCAAACCAACUCCUCCUGGGACAGCGUCAAAUCCAUUACCUCCUCCUGCUGCACAACCAUAUCAAAUACUUCCUACUGCAGGGAUGAACCAAGGCUAUUCUUCGCCCGCUGAGUUGUUGGCUUAUCAGCGCCAGUUGGCCUUGAGUCAGGCCGCUGUAUCUGGCCUUUCAGGACAAGCUCUUCUCCAAAUGUCUGGACAGCAUGGCCUAGCUCCUGCAUCAAUGGGUAUAAACUCUGCAGCAUCUCAAGCCAUGUAUGACGGAUAUAAUGGUAAUUCAUCAAGACAGCAGCUUAUGUACUAUCGUUGAGGCGUUGGCUUCACCAGUUGCGUUGUUGCAGCCUUCGGGGGCAUUGAUGUGCAUCACAUUCCACUUUGCUUCCCUGCACAUGUCCUUUUUAAACUGGGCUUUUUUAUUGUGUUAUUGUGGCUUGAUUUUUACUUAAUUUAUACUUAUGUGUUGUAAUUUAUAUUGUUUGAUCUUAUGAGGGUUUAAUGAACUCUAAAAAAGGGAUCUAUGUUUUGCUAGGAAGAGCUGCGAGUUUUAUGUUUGGGUAGUUUUUAUCAUUGUUACUGUAUCUUUUUUAUUAUUGUUACUGUAUAUUUAUAAAGUAUUGACUCGAGUUCAUGUUAA